This is a messenger RNA of Cyanidioschyzon merolae strain 10D, 1389 nucleotides long. Its product is annotated as aspartate aminotransferase, HisC in bacteria. The transcript has a single exon. The record is from RefSeq and is a predicted model, not a curated record. The coding region runs from base 1 to 1389 and encodes 462 amino acids. Gene Ontology annotation, biological process: biosynthetic process. Gene Ontology annotation, molecular function: catalytic activity; pyridoxal phosphate binding. NCBI's taxonomy places the organism in Eukaryota, Rhodophyta, Bangiophyceae, Cyanidiales, Cyanidiaceae.
AUGUUUCUGGCAGAGGCCGUGUUUCGGAUACGACAACAGUCAAAAACGAUCUCGUACUCAGCACGUCACGAAAACAGUUGCGUACAAGGCUUGAAGCUAACUUCAGAGAAACCUGAGGCACGGUCAACUGUGGCGGCACUCUCAAGAAGGGUUUGGAGCCUCCGCGACGAGGGCGCAUACUCAAUUCUCGAGCGAGCAAACCAUUUAGACAGGCAUGCAACAAGCACCGCAGACAAGAUUAUCCACUUGGAAAUAGGUCAGCCUUCAGCUGCGCCUCCGCAACACGUCGUUGACGCACUUAUCAACGCUGUCCAAAGUGGAGAAACGAAGUACACAGACCCGGCUGGCACGCUGAAGCUUCGCGAAGCCAUAUGUGCCUACAUUGAAAGAACGCACCAGCUAAAACACGGCACCCUGAGUCCUAAUAUGGUCGUCGUUGGCCCAGGAGCGAAACCGGGAAUAGCUCUCUCGUGUCUGGCGCUUUUGGAACCUGGUGACGAGGUUCUCGUUCCAGACCCGGGGUUUCCAGCGUAUCGAGCACUGAUUGAGGUAUGUGGAGCUCGCGCUGUAACCUAUACUGUGUCAUCAGAGUUUGGAUUGCUCGAUCCAGCGGAAAUCUCUGCUAAAAUCACGCAGAAAACGAAGCUUUUGAUCCUGAACUCUCCGAGCAAUCCGACCGGUGGUGUUUUAUCCCCAAAGACUUUAAAGGAACUGGAACAUGUUCUAAAGAGUUGCGGCAGCGAUAUAUGGAUUUUAUCUGAUGAGAUAUAUGCGCGAUGGUUCUACGAAGACAGACAGAUCGAUGAUGAGGCUGCAGGACACGUAUCAAUCUUUUGUGACGAUGAACUUCGAUCUCGAACUAUCCUCAUCGAUGGCCUUUCCAAGUCAUUCUCAAUGACCGGGUUUCGCAUCGGGUACGCAGUCGCUCCGGCGUUCCUUGCGGAGCGGCUCCGGCUCCUUGCAGUGCAUAUCUAUGGAUGCGUCGCGAACUUCACCCAAAGCGCGGCUACGACGGCUUUUGUUGAACAGGAAAAGAGUGAUGCAUAUAUUCGGAGUCUGAUCGAAAUGUAUCGAAGGAACAGAGAUCUAACUUACGAAACGCUCUCCAUCAUGAAGGGGUGCUAUCUGGCGAAACCUCAGGGUGCUUUCUACGCAUGGCUAGAUGUAUCCGCGUACGGGAUACCGACACCAGAUUUGGCGCGGUACUUGUUGGAACACGGCAGAGUAGCUGUUCUCCCGGGAACGGAUUUCGGAUCUCAGGGAGAGGGAUUUUUGCGGAUCAGUUUUGUAUGCGAUCAGGCCGAGCUACGCGAAGGCCUUGGAAGGUUGGAUAUUGCCCUGCGAAAAAUCGCUCCAUCAGGAAUACAGCAGAAACUCAAACAAAAUUAG